Messenger RNA from Pomacea canaliculata, 2180 nucleotides. RefSeq names its product transmembrane emp24 domain-containing protein 2-like. Gene Ontology annotation, biological process: endoplasmic reticulum to Golgi vesicle-mediated transport; intracellular protein transport; Golgi organization. The transcript has 4 exons. The record is from RefSeq and is a predicted model, not a curated record. NCBI's taxonomy places the organism in Eukaryota, Metazoa, Mollusca, Gastropoda, Architaenioglossa, Ampullariidae. Gene Ontology annotation, cellular component: COPII-coated ER to Golgi transport vesicle; endoplasmic reticulum-Golgi intermediate compartment; endoplasmic reticulum. Bases 77 to 691 code for a protein of 204 amino acids.
CCUGCGCAUGCUCAAUGCAACUGUACGUGGCAAGCUUGUGGCUGACUACGCUAUCAGAUUCUGAACCUUAGCCGUCAUGUCUUACGCUAGGUAUUUUCUACCGGUUUUGUUAUUCAGUGCUCUGUUUUGUUUAAAUAGUGCGUAUUUUGUCCACAUUGAUGCUCAUGCUGAAGAAUGUUUCUUUGACAAAGUGACUUCAGGAACGAAAAUGAGUCUUAUGUUCGAAGUAGCAGAAGGUGGAUUUCUUGAUAUCGAUGUUAAGAUCUAUGGACCAGAUGGCAAGCUCAUUCACUCAGGUGAUCGUGAAUCCAAUGGCAAGUACACAUUUGCUGCACACAUAGAUGGAAUUUACAAAUACUGCUUCAGCAACCAGAUGUCAACAAUGACACCCAAAAUUGUGAUGUUCUCUAUGGACACUGGUGAAAAGCCAAAGCAACAAGGGGAUAUGGAAGGUGAUGCCAACCACAACAAACUUGCAGAAAUGGUGAAUCAGCUGUCAACAGCACUGACAGGAGCCAAGCAUGAACAGGAAUACAUGGAGGUUCGAGAACGCAUUCACAGAGCAAUCAAUGACAACACCAACUCUCGAGUGGUGCUGUGGGCCUUCUUUGAAGCUCUGGUUCUGGUAGCUAUGUCCCUAGGCCAAGUCUAUUAUCUCAAGCGCUUCUUUGAAGUUAGACGUGUUGUCUGAAUUUAAAUUAUUAGUAAAUUACAUCUUUUUUGUUUUAUUCAUCAUCAUUAACUUCUGUCACACAUUGUCACCAUCCAUUAUCUCAAUACCUUUGCAUUUUAGUGGACUGAUGGGUUUGGACUUCUUUCUGAUGUCUGUCUUAAUAUAAAAGAUUAGGAGUGGCAACAUUUUUCUGAUGUAAAAAUAUUUUUAGAAAUAUGUCAUAAUUUUCCUCGGAAUAAUUGGUUGUCUUUUUAAAUUUAUUUUGGUUUAUGAACAAGUCUAGAGAUACAUUAGUGAAGCUACAAAAGUUUUGUUAGAUUGGCAAAAACAAAAACUUUUGUUUCUAGUGGUCUUGAAUCAGACUAGCCAAAGACCAUGUGCCUUAAUGAUGAGGACCUUUUUCUCCUUUUUGUUUUCUAUAAAAACAUUUUUAAAGUCAUUUCCACAUAAAUUCUAAAAUGCAUAGUUAUUUCUACCCUUUACCUGUUCCAAGAUAAACACCUGUUAUGUGCUUGAACUGGGUGUUCAGGGUGUUCUGCGUUACACACUUUCUUUCAACCAAAAUAAACUUGAAUUGCACAGAUCAGUAAGCUUACUUAUAAUUUGAAAGAUCUUUGUCAUUGCUACGAUGACUGCUAUGUGUUGGCAUUAAUUACCAUCAUUGUCAUACAAUGUCCAGGCUCUUUGCAUCAUAUUCUCAAUGGUCACGGUGAUUAUUCCAAGUUGCUGGUGCAGGCAAUGAUGCAAUAAUUUGUAUCAACAAUAUUGCAAGGGUAUACUGCCAUUGUGUCAGGAACUUGUGUCUUGCCAUCAUUGUGCACACCAUUAGACUCUUACAAAAAUCCUUUUUCUGCCCGUGUUUAUGUCCCUAGCAUUUACAACCUGUUUGCUUCUGUGAAAUACUUGAAAUGAAUGAAAUUGUGUGUGUCUGAGAAUGAGAAAGGUUGUUUUGAUUAUUGGAAAUUGUUUUAUACAUUUUCAUAAAGUAUGGAUGGAAGAGUAGAAGUGGUCAUUGUUCCAGACCAUGAAUUAGUAGAAGAUAGUUACAGCGAUGAGAAAUGUGGUUUUGACCAGGAUGUCAAAAUUUUCCUGGCAUUUCAUUUUAUUAUGUGCUGGAAGAAACCUGAACUUGUUUUGUGGAUGUAGGGUAACAUUUUAAGUGAUCUCAUGAGCAGAGAAUAGUAAAAGAAAUUAACCUUCAGUCUAUUGUUUAAUAAGAGGAAAUUCUGGGAUUAUCAGUUAUGCUUAAAAAGUACUGAUCAUUAAGAACAGUUCAGCAUUACUUUUGAUACAUAUAGUUUUAUUUAUUAUAAGUUAGCAAUAUAUGCUUUGUAUUCUUGAGUGUUCAAAUUGUAGUCAUGUUUCAGCUUGCAUGAUCAUAGAAUAUCUGUAAAUGUUGCAGAAAAAAAUAAAAUAAAAUAAUUAAACAGCAUGAAUUGCACUGUGAUUGUGUGUGUGUGUGUGUUGGGGUAAAUCUUCAGUUAAUAAAAAUUGGCAAACCAGUUGA